This is a messenger RNA of Lathyrus oleraceus (garden pea), 993 nucleotides long. RefSeq lists its product as uncharacterized. The coding region runs from base 1 to 993 and encodes 330 amino acids. The record is from RefSeq and is a predicted model, not a curated record. Lineage: Eukaryota; Viridiplantae; Streptophyta; Magnoliopsida; Fabales; Fabaceae. The transcript is spliced from 3 exons.
AUGAAGAGUCUCAUUACUAGUGUAGUCAGACCUCAAGACAAUAUCACUCAAGAGAAAGCUAAGGAGAUGAUGGAUGUUGAAAAAGAAACUAAAAAAGAUGAAGAACUUGCUAUGAAAAGAUUGGCUAGAACUCUGUCUAAUGAAGAGAAUAAAAAGAAGAAAACCAAAGCAAGUGCCUCAAAAAGAAAAUCUCUUAAAAGGGAUCUUGUAGUUUCAAGUGACUCAAAAUCAAAUGUUGAAGCAGAUGUCCUUAACAUUGUGCCCUCUUUGAGAAAGAAGAUUGGAGGAAAAAAGGUGCUUGUGAAUAUUUCUACUACUCCCUUGGAUAAUAUGUUAUUUCACCAUGAAGAAAGUGUUAAAAAAUGGAGGUUUUUGUGUCAAAGGAGAAGUAAAGAUGUUGAAUCUGAUAUUGUUCCCUCUCUAGACAAAGUGGCUGGAGAAAUCUCUAUUAGUCAAGUCCAAAUAGGUGCAUCAAAUUGGGUUCCAACCAACCAUAGCUCAAGCAUCACACUUGUCUUAGCCAAGCUUAUCUUUCAAAUUGGAACAAAGGCCAAACUAAAUUUUGGGGAACAUGCUUUUGGCCCGACAUUGAAACAUGUUGACUCUUAUGCAGUGAAACUUCCCAUUGCCUUUCUAUGUUUAAUCACUAGAAUCAUAUUUAAGAAACACCCCAAAAUAUUGUGUGCAAAUGAAAUCAAGAAAAAAAAGCCAGGCCCAUUAAAUUUGGACUAUAAACUCUUCGUUGGAUCUCAUGUUGCUGACAUUAAGAUGCCAAGAAGUCAUAGUCAUGUUGCUAGUGGAAGUUACUCCUCUGGUUUCAAAACCACCAAAGAGGAGGUUUUGCAUGAAUUGAUGGAAAUGUCAAAUACUCUUCAAUCAACAAUAAUUUCAAGUACCAAUAGAAAAAAUAAGAUGGAUGAUUUUAUCAAAAUAUUGUCAAAUAAGGAGGAAGGAGAAGAAGAAGCUGAAGAGAAGGAGGAGAACUCUGAAUAG